Messenger RNA from Drosophila miranda, 2301 nucleotides. RefSeq names its product condensin complex subunit 2-like. Bases 219 to 2153 code for a protein of 644 amino acids. The transcript has 4 exons. Gene Ontology annotation, cellular component: condensin complex. Gene Ontology annotation, molecular function: chromatin binding. The record is from RefSeq and is a predicted model, not a curated record. Gene Ontology annotation, biological process: mitotic chromosome condensation. NCBI's taxonomy places the organism in Eukaryota, Metazoa, Arthropoda, Insecta, Diptera, Drosophilidae.
AACUAUCGUUGCCAUUUUGACAAUUUUUUGACAGUACAAAUAAUUUUGAUAUUCAUAUAUUUGUUAAAAUCAUUGAACCUGAACAUCCUAGCGUGCAAACCGCCCUGCGCGUGUGAGUGUGGUUAUCCAGAUUUCGCAGAUUACCAACGCAGCCCAAUCAAACGAAAUUAGUAAAAAUCCGGUGAAAAUUUGUUUGUUACGCACACCCCAGCAUUGUAAUGACGACGCCACCCUCGGAGAGUCCAGUGCGUCGAUCUGCAAACAAGCGCAAGAGUUCAACUCUCGAGUCCAUUGAGGAGAACGAGACGGUACGCUCUUCCUUGGAUCUGUACAACUGCAAUAAGCUGAGCAUAGCCAAUGCCUGGGAUAUAUCGUUGAUUGAUACACUGGCCAAUCUAAUGGAUAGCCCUCACAAAAAGCUAAGCAGCUUCAGGAUGGCUGGCUCUUUGCUGCAGGUCUUGUGCAAGGUCUACGGCCUGCGUGUAGACUCCAUCUACAUCGAUGCAUGUCGUAUAUCGGCGGGUUUGAAUGCUCGCACCUUGACGGGCUUACCUGAGGGACCUCCAGGUGAUGGCGAAGGCGGCGAUGGGGCUCCCAGUCAACAGCAGCAGGCGGCACCUAAGCUCAAGCGCCAGAAAAGGAAUUUAUCAACGUUGGCAAAGAACAAGGAAAAGUUGAAUGCGCGUUUGGAUAUGGUGCCCAUGCAGGACCCUAUAUUUGCAAAGCUCAAUUCGACGGUGGGCUCCCUCGAUGCCCCCGAUCGAAUGAUGCACAACAUUCUGCCCAGCGUGGACUUUGAGAUGCGGCUACGCCCGACUUACAAAUUCUUUGAUGACACCGAGGGGACGGAUGAGCUCAUGGAUAGCGAAACGCUGAGUGCUGGCGCCAAGGAGUGGCCCGAUGAAGAGUUGUGCAAUGCGGAAUGGCUGCACAAACUGUACAACCGUACGGAUGAUCUAAAUCUGCGGCCACUCCACACGGGUUAUGUGAUAACCAAUCCCAAUACCCCCAAUCCCAAGCCACAGUCGGGAUCUAUUUCAGAGGCGGUCCCUUCAUAUGAUGACGAUGCUGAGGGGCUGGAUAAUGCGCACGAUAUUGGUGGGAAUCGCACAGAGCUAUCCGUGGCCUUUGACAUGAAUGCCGAGUGUGAGCCCAUGCCGGAUAUAGAAGCCGGUCCUCCCAUUAUCUUAGAUAUACAAUCGAAUGAUUUGCAGGAGCUCACCGCCGAAGAGCAGACGGUCAUCACCAAUUGCCGCCGUCCGCGCACCACUCUGGACCAGACGACUGGCCCAAAGGAUGCUGUGACUGUUAGCAACCUAAAGAAAACCAAAACCGCUGCCGCUGCCGCUGCCGCCAAGCCACGCAUGAAGGAGGUGCACUAUGGAAAAUGCAAAGAGGACCUCUUCCAGCCUCUUGAUGCCAACAUAAAGCAGCAAAAGGUCAACUAUCAAAAGAAAUGCGAUGCCCGAAAGCUGAUGCCCACGAAAUCCAACAAUGAAGCGGACUACCAAGUUAGCCAGCGAUUUGGUAAAGCCGAUCUGGUUGAGAGUCUGGGCAAUGAUGUGGAUAUGGAUAGGGGCUUACACCACGGUGAUGCCGAUAGAGAGCUCUUUGACAAUGAAAAUUUCACCACAGAUGAUUCUGUCAUGAACCGAAUGUCGGCAGCGGACAUUGAAGAUCCCAUGGACAUGAUGAAUAAGGAUUCAUGUGGGGAUAUGCCCAAUCAAAGCCAAAGCAUGCAUGAGGGUGAGGAUACAAUCAUGGAGAUAUCCACCGAAUUUAAGGGUGCACCAAGGCAGGUCAGCAAAGUGAUUGGGCCAUUUGCGAAGCGUGCCAAGGGGAUCGACAUGAAGAAUCUCAAGAACAGCUGCCAUUAUUUGAUCCAGAAACAAUUCCUCAGUUCUGUCAAUGAGGCAUCGAUACCCUCCCUCCCACUGUCAAAGGAAGAAAGCUACGCCAAGGGUACCGCCAGCUUCCAGGAGGUUUACCGAUCGUUGCCUGAUGUGUUGAGUGACGAAACGAAAGAUUCUCUGUGCCCAUCGGUGGCCCUCAAUGCGGUUCUCCAUUUGGCCAACGAUAUGAAACUGCGACUCAUUCCACAAGAGAAUCUAGAGGAUUUUCAAAUCCGGCAAGUUCUGGAUGACGAAGUUUAAUGACGAGCUUUUAAAAAAACUGAAUUCUGAUACAAUGCUAGAAGUAAUCAAUCUUCACACAAUUUUAAAUACAUUUUCAUGCAACAACACAUACAAAAAACUAAACGAAACGAAUCAGGGCUCUUCUUCAAUGUGUUGUCGGAUGAAU